GCCCGAGCAGCAGCUGGGUCAGUGGGCCACAGGAGCACAGGCCACCUUUCCCCGGGGGCUUCAGAAUGGACUUGUGCCCCCCAGACCCAGGGGAGCUGAGCAGCGGGGAGGCGGAGGAGCUGCAGCGGAUCAAAUGGCAUCGGAAGCAGCUUCUGGAGGACAUCCAGAAGCUGAAGGACGAGAUCGCAGAUGUGUUUGCUCAAAUCGACUGCUUCGAGACAGCAGAGGAGAGCCGCAUGGCCCAGAAGGAGAAGGAGCUGGGCAUCGGGCGCAAGAAAUUCAACAUGGACCCCGUGAAGGGCAUCCAGUAUCUCACUGAGCACAAGCUGCUGACCCCUGAUGUCCAAGAUAUCGCCCAGUUCUUGUACAAGGGCGAGGGCCUCAACAAGACGGCCAUCGGCACCUACCUGGGGGAGAGGGACCCCAUCAACCUGCAGGUCCUCCAGGCCUUCGUAGAUUGCCACGAGUUCGCCAACCUCAACCUCGUCCAGGCCCUCAGACAAUUCCUGUGGAGCUUCCGACUGCCAGGCGAGGCCCAGAAGAUCGACCGCAUGAUGGAGACCUUUGCCACCCGAUACUGCCUCUGCAACCCAGGUGUCUUCCAAUCCACAGACACCUGCUACGUCCUGUCCUUCUCCAUCAUCAUGCUCAACACCAGCCUCCACAACCCCAAUGUCCGGGACAGGCCGCCCUUCGAGCGCUUUGUGUCCAUGAACCGUGGCAUCAAUGACGGCAGUGACCUGCCUGAGGAGCAGCUGCGGAACCUCUUCGACAGCAUCAAGAGUGAGCCCUUCUCCAUCCCCGAGGACGAUGGCAACGACCUCACUCACACCUUCUUCAACCCCGACCGCGAGGGCUGGCUGCUCAAGCUGGGCGGCCGCGUGAAGACGUGGAAACGACGCUGGUUCAUCCUGACGGACAGCUGCCUCUACUACUUUGAGUUCACCACUGACAAGGAGCCCCGGGGAAUCAUACCCCUUGAGAACCUCUCAGUGCAGAAGGUGGAUGACCCCAAGAAGCCAAGCCAGCAUCACCCGUGUUCCCUUCUACGACCUGGUCUCUGCUCGGAAGAAGAAGAUUGCCAGCAAGCAGUGAGCUUCCUGGGAGGUGGUGCCCAGCUUCCUGGGAGGUGGUGCCCGGCGUCCUGGGAUCCCCGUGACCUGUGGUACCUGGAGACCUACCUCCAACCCCAGGGCACCCUCUCCUGGCCCGCAGACAUCCUCCCUCAACCCCCUUCACUUCAAACUGACAGCAGAGGGGAGGAAGGGCUCAAGAAAGAGGGUGGGUGGGAACCACCGAGGGCUCAAAGCCCGACCAUGAGGCCGCUGGCCCUGGACACCCAGGAAAGGCCCCGCCCCAGCCCCAAGUCCACCGCAGUAAGGGGUGAGGAAAGCAGCCCGGAACCCGGCACCCUGCCCUCUCUCUGGGGCUCAGUUUCCUCUCUUGUCAGAUGUCUCCUUGCCCUCUGAAAUGCUGUCAGCCCUCAGAGCAGGAGGAGCCUGCGUGCUUCCUACCCUCCGCCAUGGUGAUGCCUCCUCCUUCCGCUCAGGGCGUUUCUCGGCCAGCCCCUCCCCCGUCCUCAGCUGGGGCUUGGCCUUCCCUGCCCAAGGGACACACGUACACAUCUCAGACCCACCGACAAGACCUCUGGGAGACCCGAGAGCACUGGACUAGAAGCCCUGAUGCCACAGUCUCAGUCCCAGCUCUGUCUCCAACUUGUUGCGUGCCCUCGGCCAAGUCACCCUCCUUCUCUGGUUCCUGGAAAAGUGCGGUGUUUGGAGAGAAGUGUCUUGGCCCUUCUGGCUCUGUGCACCGCCUCCACUGCAACCUCCAACCUGCCAGCAAUGGCCCUAGGUAGGUCCCAGCAGGGCGUGAGCUGGCCACCUCCCUCCUCUGAGACUGCUUCCUCUCGGUAGAAGGACAGGAUUGGACCGGGUCUCCCAAGGAGCUUCUGGCUGGAGAUGUCUGCACCAGAGCUGGAGGGGGCUCUGGACUGAAGGCUGCUGGGAGGCAGAGAGCAGAGUGGGCUCCAUCCUCAAGGAUGUCCAUCUUAGAGAAGGGGUGGGUGGGACUCCUCAAGAAAAUGGCAGACAGCAUCCCAGACAGAUGUACUCAGGCGGAACUGGCGGUACAAUCAAGAAGUCAAGAAGAGAGCUUUGUGAGCUGUGGUUACCAAGAGGGCUGCCUGGAGGCAGCGGCCACGCCAGUGAGUGACACAGAAGCUUGUAGCAGAGUCUCAGCUACAGCUUCCCUGCUGGACCACUGCCCAGGGCUCCCGUGGUGGUGAGCAGGGGCCCAGCAUCCUGAGAUCCUCUGGAGUAACACCAUCAAGAGUGGAACUGACUUCCCAGCCCACAGGCAGGCAGCUCUCCAGGGAGAUUCCAGCCUGGAGGAGGAUUCCACGAACAGGUUUCUUCUCAGUAGCACUUCUCACCCCGUCGCACAGGCCCUGGGGGUGUCCCUGGAGAGAAGUUCCCUGGCAGGAAAGCAGGAUAUGGGGUUACCUCUGCCCCACUCCCAGCCUGCGUGGGCAAGCCAGAGCAAGGUGGAUUCCCCCGGGGAAGGGAGGCAACCUCUCCUCCCCUCCACCUCCCACACACAUGCACACUCUCCAGGGUGUCAGGAUAGAGUAGCUGCCUUGCAGUGGUGAGACCCCUGUCUCUGGAGGUGUGCAAGAACCUGGUAAUGAUAUUGCACUGAGGAGGAUCUGGUUGGGCAUCUGCAGGAAGAAGACUUACAGGACGUUUGAGGUCUUCCACAGACUCCAUGGCAGCCUGGGAGCUGAGCGCCACCCCUGCUGCCUCAUUUGGCCCCUGAAGGGGCAGCCAGGCGUCAUGGGCUCUGAGGUUCUCUCCUGCCACUGGUUAUACACUGGCUGUGUGAUCUUAGUCCACUUCCUUCCCCUCUCUGGUCCUCAGCUUCCCCCCACCCCCGCCAUCAUUGAGAGGGUGGAACGGGGGAUUUUCUGGGCAUGAGUGGCUGUUCUGAGAAUCACUCAGAAUAGAGAAUAAAGCUCAUGAU
This is a messenger RNA of Eubalaena glacialis (North Atlantic right whale), 3021 nucleotides long. RefSeq names its product cytohesin 4 (gene CYTH4). The record is from RefSeq and is a predicted model, not a curated record. Gene Ontology annotation, biological process: regulation of ARF protein signal transduction. The coding region runs from base 66 to 1469 and encodes 467 amino acids. NCBI's taxonomy places the organism in Eukaryota, Metazoa, Chordata, Mammalia, Artiodactyla, Balaenidae. Gene Ontology annotation, molecular function: guanyl-nucleotide exchange factor activity. The transcript is spliced from 12 exons.